Messenger RNA from Leguminivora glycinivorella, 2322 nucleotides. Its product is annotated as oocyte zinc finger protein XlCOF6-like. Bases 174 to 2294 code for a protein of 706 amino acids. Lineage: Eukaryota; Metazoa; Arthropoda; Insecta; Lepidoptera; Tortricidae. Gene Ontology annotation, cellular component: nucleus. The record is from RefSeq and is a predicted model, not a curated record. Gene Ontology annotation, molecular function: RNA polymerase II transcription regulatory region sequence-specific DNA binding; zinc ion binding; DNA-binding transcription factor activity, RNA polymerase II-specific. The transcript is spliced from 12 exons. Gene Ontology annotation, biological process: regulation of transcription by RNA polymerase II.
UCGUGGUUUUCGUAAAGAAAAUCUGUUAUCAUUGAAGAUACGCAUUAUUUUGUGUAUAACCGUGACAUAUCAACGCAGUUUGGAGUGGUGAUGACAUAUGUUAAGCACUGUGAGCUUUGACAUAUUCGGAAACCGAUUCUUUUGAUGUGAAUUUUCAUCCUGCAGAAUUUGCGAUGUCUUUGCCUUUAUUACCAGUAAAUGUGGACACAGUGAAGGUAGAGGACCAUCCUGAGUUGUUGGCUUGUCGCAUUUGUCUGUCUUGGGAUGUGAGAUUGUUUAAAAUUCACGAGUCUGGAUUAGAUCAAAUGUUUUCGGAACUUAUGGGAGUUUCGUUAACGGCACAAGAUGGUCUACCUCAGUACUUAUGCGUUUGGUGUCGCACUCUCCUGCUAAAGGCGGGGAGAUUGCGAACCUGCUCGAGACGAUCGGACAGCUUACUGCGACAGGUGCUUACACAUCAACAGACGAUAACAAACGCAUACAUCCGCACUAUCGACCGUUCUAUACACAAACUGACACACACACUCGCACACAACUUAAAAACUAACAUUCAGUAUUACUCAGAGCAUGAUAAAACUUUCGAAAAUGUUCAUCCAGAUAUUAAUAGUAUUAAAGAUGAGAUAGAACCAAAUGAAAAUUUUAACGAUAAAGUUGAUAAAGAAAGAGGUAUAUUACAGAUUGAUAUAAUUGAAAGUGAUAUUAAAGCGUUUGAUUUAAAUUGCGAUGGUGUAGCAGAUAAUACUGAUGAUACUGAUGAAGAUUCUAAAAUUAAUCUUAAAGAAUAUAAAUAUAGAAUGUGUUAUGAUAAUCUUGUGCCAGAAUCGGUAGUUGAAGUUAAAAUAGAGACUAAAGAUAGACAAAUAAAAAAAGGAUGUAAACUAAAGGAAGUUAAAGAAAGAUUAAAAAAAAAGAGACAUUCAAAAGUUAAUAAAGUAAGAAAGAAAGAUAAAGUAGAAACGAAAAGUGUUAAAGAUGACGCAGAACCGGGAAGGUUUUUUACAAUAGAAGAAAUACAAGAGUUUGUCAAAAAGCAUAAUUUUGAAAUCCAAUAUUUGACGGAGGAGGAAAUGGCUGAAGAUAUGGAAAGGAGGAAAGUGUCGGAUAGGUACAAACAUUGCAAGUUUAAAUGCAACUUGUGUUAUAAGGGAUUUCUGACUUCUACCACUUUUGAUAAUCAUAUGAAGAAAGACCAUGAUCCGCGUAACGCAAAGAACGAGUGUCGCUUGUGCCGCGUCAGCUACAGAUACGGAUUCUAUCUCAAGCAACACGAGCAGAACGCUCACAGACUGCGUUUGCGUUGCGGCGAAUGUGGGGACGGCGUGUGGGGCAGGAAAGAAUGUGUUGCGCACGCGGCGCGCCACGCCGGCACCACACGGCAGUGCAAGUAUUGCGGAAAGCACUUCCUUAAGAAAUCGUCGUACACAUGGCACAUGCGAGCAGCGCAUCCCGUGGAGAAUUCAGCGCGCGGCUCAUGUGAGCUCUGCGGGGAGAUAUACACUAGCGCGAAAGGACUUAAAGCGCAUAAGUUAUUGGCACACAAUAAGCGUUCAACGCCAGAGUUGCAGUGUAGUGGUUGCCGCGCUCAGUUCGAUAACAGAGAGGCGCUGGCCAAACAUGAAGACCAACAAGUUGACGACAAGUGUGAUCCUGACUUAAGCCCGUGUGCGUCGUGCGGCGCUGGCUGCGCGGGCGCAGAGACGUUGCUACGUCACAUGCACGCGCAGCACAAUGUCGACAUCUUCACUUGUGACCUUUGCAACAAAUCCUUCCUAUCCAAGUCGUCACUCUCCACCCACAUAGAUCGCGUCCACCUCGGCAUCAGGCCUCUACAGCACCACCAACUAACGCAGUACAAGAAGCAUAGCAAGCGGUCUGUGCAGCCCUCGAGACGGGGACACGAUCAUAUGUGCGAACACUGCGGGAAGGCUUAUACGACACAUCAGUUUCUGAAAAACCAUCAGAUGACUCACACGGGAGAACGGCCCUUCAAGUGCGACCGCUGUCCUAAGGGUUUCACCACGGCUGUGCAGCUCACGUGGCAUACAAGAACACACACAGGAGAGCGUCCGUUUCAAUGCGAUCAGUGUCACCAGGCGUUCAGUCUAGAAGGCAACCUCAGGAGGCACCGCAAAGCUGUGCACCUCGGUCUACGCAAGAACGUGCCGUGCCCGCGCUGCGAAAAGACCUUCUCCACUAACUCCACGAUGAAGCUGCAUGUGAGGACAGUUCACGAUGGGGCGCCUUGGCCGCGCCGCGACCGACGGCCGAGGAAACCAAUGCUAGUUACUGAAUAAAAAUAAAAUUAAUAUUAUAGAACUCAAU